AUUAAGUAGUUGAACUAGCGAAUUAAUAGCGACGUGCUUACUGCCGUCGGCUCGCCAGUCAUUAAAAGUCGGGCAGGCGGAAGCCACACGCAGAAUAAAGCAAAAUCGGCGGACAGACAGAUAUAGGAUUUGAAUAUGGACAUCGAUAAGGACGGUGAUAUCUUGCGGCCACUUAGCGAUGGUGAAGUGGACGAACUGCUCGAUCUGUACAAAGCCAAAUAUGGGGUGAAGAACUUCCACUACCUAUUGAUCUACAAUCAGCGCAAGUGGGAUCGACAGUUGGACGAGGCCAAGGUAUCGCGCGAUGAUCCCAACUACAUAUCCCUGCGGAAGCAGUUCUUCACCCACCGAAAGGGGGACUUCCGGCAGUGGGGCACCUAUGUGAGUCUGCAUCGGGACAUCGUGCAGAGCGUCUCCUUCUUCAGCUGGCAGCCGGAUGGAGCUGCGGAGCUGUGGGAGUGCCUGGAGCAAACCCAGCUCAUCGAGUGGACCCAGGGCGCCCUGCUGACCAACGUGGAUCUGGGCUUUUGUGAGCGGAUCAAGGAGUUGGUCGCCGCACGCGGUGUCACCUCCAUUCAGCCGCGCCAGUGCUUCGGAAUGGUCCUGCCGCAUGAGGGUGCCUCGAGUGUGGAGGUUCCAGAACUGCUCUCCGAGUUCGACAUCCGGCGGCUGAAGGAUGAGGAUGCGGCCAUGGUGCACGAUACCUGGCCCAACAAGGGCGAGGGCUCACUCACCUAUCUCCGGGCUCUGAUCCGCUUCAACAAAUCCCUGGGAGUGUGCCGCAGCGACACUGGCGAACUGAUUGCUUGGAUCUUCCAGAACGACUUCUCCGGUCUGGGCAUGCUCAAAGUACUGCCCAAGGCGGAGCGAAGGGGACUGGGUGGUCUCCUGGCCGCUGCGAUGACCCGAAGGAUUGCCCGGGGCGAGGAUGUCACUCUCACGGCCUGGAUAGUGGCCACCAACUGGCGGUCGGAGGCGUUGCUCCAGCGGAUCGGGUACCAGAAGGAGGUGGUCAACGAAUGGAUCAAGCUGGUGCCCAAUCCCUCGUAGGCGCUCCAUCCACCGUUGGACUGCGGCGGUGGUGGACAUUCCGUUGGACAAAUAGGUUAGGUCAAGAAGUACACACGGUGAUUUGCAUUUGCUAUGCCUAUGUACAUGGUCAACAAUUUUAUUUCGGCAUUUUACAUGCGCUCACGCUGUCUGAAUACACUUUACUGCUUAAUCAAAUUCAAAAACAAA
Molecule: messenger RNA, 1239 nt
Organism: Drosophila rhopaloa
Lineage: Eukaryota; Metazoa; Arthropoda; Insecta; Diptera; Drosophilidae
Exons: 2
Coding region: 136-1050 (304 amino acids)
Molecular function (GO): acyltransferase activity, transferring groups other than amino-acyl groups
Source: RefSeq, a predicted model, not a curated record